Molecule: messenger RNA, 2352 nt
Organism: Manis javanica (Malayan pangolin)
Lineage: Eukaryota; Metazoa; Chordata; Mammalia; Pholidota; Manidae
Gene: SLC25A37
Product: solute carrier family 25 member 37
Biological process (GO): iron import into the mitochondrion
Cellular component (GO): mitochondrial membrane
Molecular function (GO): ferrous iron transmembrane transporter activity
Source: RefSeq, a predicted model, not a curated record
UCCCAAAGCCCAGUACACAAGCAUCUACGGAGCCCUCAAGAAAAUCAUGCGGACUGAAGGCUUCUGGAGGCCCUUGCGGGGCCUCAACGUGAUGGUGACGGGCGCGGGGCCCGCCCACGCCAUGUACUUUGCCUGCUAUGAGAACAUGAAAAGGACUUUAAAUGCUGUUUUCCACCACCAAGGAAACAGCCACCUAGCCAACGGUAUUUUGAAAGCCUUUGUCUGGAGUGAGACAGCUCUCUCCUUCAACAGACCCUUCCCCAGGGCUCUCCUCCCCGUGACCCAGCAGCCUGACGCCUCAUCUCCGCCACGCUUGCUUACGAAUAAAGAACUCUAUAGAGUCGUGUGUGCACACACCCAAACACAUGUGUGCACACACACAUGCUUUUCCUGUCCCCCUCCUUCGCUUUCUAUAAAGCCUGGGGACAAUCCGUGACAGAGGUGUUUCGGUUUCCAUUGUUCUGUGGGUUUUUCAUUUUUUUCAUUUUUUUUUUAAACAUUCAAAAGCAAUUAAUGAUCAGAUCUAGGAAAAAACCCUGAAUAGAAACAAAACUUUUGAAUGCUGGAUUCAAAAAAAAAAAAAAAAAAGUUAUCUGGACAGCUUCUUUGAGACUAUUUAAAAACUGGUUCAACAGGUCUCUACAACGUCAAGAUCUAACUAAGCUUUAAAAGGUCAAGAAGUUUUAUGGCUGACAAAGGAUUUGCUCCAGCGCAGACGACCUUUCCCACCUUAAGCUUCUGGGGGUUUGGGAAUUUCUCCCCCAUUCUCUUCCGUUUGUCUGAGUUGCAUCUCUCUGCGAGCAAGGGCUGAAUUUUCUUUUGUUGUUUUGAGGGAGAGGGUUGGGGUGGGGACGCGAGCUGGGGGUCAGCUCUUACAAAGGCGUGUUUCACUGGGCCCUGCUAAGUGGUUAUUUUUGCCUGUCCUAUGGGUUUUGCUUUCAUUGGUUUUGUUUGGGUGUGGAGUGGGACUAUGGCUAGCAGCAUAAGGUGUACUUAUUUUAACAUAAUUAAUGUUUCAACAGUGGAGAGGUAGAUGUGAUCAGCGACAGCUUUCUCGUUCUGUUCUACUCAGAGGAAGCCAAAAAGCAUCCCUUCCAUCAGCAAACCUGGGAUAGCUGGGAGUAUGGCCACCCUGCUCCACGAUGCAGUAAUGAAUCCAGCAGAAGUCGUGAAGCAGCGCAUGCAGAUGUACAACUCGCCGCACCGGUCGGCCCUCAGCUGCAUCUGGACGGUUUGGAGGACGGAGGGCUUGGGGGCCUUCUACCGGAGUUACACCACGCAGCUGACCAUGAACAUUCCCUUCCAGUCCAUCCACUUCAUCACCUAUGAGUUCCUGCAGGAGCAGGUCAACCCUCACCGGGGCUACAACCCACAGUCACACAUCAUCUCAGGCGGGCUGGCGGGGGCCCUCGCCGCAGCCGCCACCACCCCACUGGAUGUGUGCAAGACCCUCCUCAACACCCAGGAGAACAUGGCCCUCAACCUGGCCAACAUCAGCGGCCGGCUGUCGGGCAUGGCCAACGCUUUCCGGACCGUGUACCAGCUCAACGGCCUGCCUGGCUACUUCAAGGGCAUGCAGGCCCGUGUCAUCUACCAGAUGCCCUCCACUGCCAUUUCCUGGUCUGUCUAUGAGUUUUUCAAAUACUUCCUCACCAAACACAAGCUGGAGAGUCGAACUCCAUACUGAAGGAUUGGGCAGUGGGAAGGGAUUCCAGAAUCUUUUAUUUUUAAAAGGCUCUCUCUGCCUGUUUCCAUUCCCCUGCCCUCACACCAAGGUGAUGUUUGCAGGCGGCGGGAGGGGUUUCAGGGGGCCUUCCACUCCCUGGCACCUUAGAGAGAGGGGAGGGUGGGCCAGCCGCCUACCAGAAGGCCAUGCGUCUGCAGGGACAUCCGAGGUGGUGGUAGAUGGGGCAAGACUUUGGAGGGGGAGUGAGAAAGUGCUCUUUCUGUCCCUCCCCUGAGAGGAACGUAGCUUUUCUGCUUCAUUGCAGUCUCCUCCUCUAGAAUUGUAGACCACACAGGAGGGAAGAAAUGCACACUGAAAACAUGAAAGGAAAAACUAAUUAUGUGUGUGAAAGUUCCAGGACACAGUAUAAAAUAGUUGGAUAAUGUUUAUCCUUUAUUUUUCUACAUAGAGGUCUGGAUUUGUGUGUGUGUGUGUGUGUGUACAAGUACGUGUGACAGCUGGGAAUAUAAAGCUGUUGUUUAAAAAAAAAAUAGACGGCUGAACUCUUCCAUCGGGGUUGAGCAGAAAAGGCACCACAGUAAUGAAUUGCUGAAGGUGGCCUCAUGUUGGAUAGAGCCCCCAGAUGGAAGUUUCACUUAAAUGUAAAAUAAUAAAGCUUAUAUUUU